Spathaspora passalidarum NRRL Y-27907 is the source of this 2274-nucleotide messenger RNA. RefSeq names its product glucose-induced degradation complex subunit. The record is from RefSeq and is a predicted model, not a curated record. Bases 154 to 2274 code for a protein of 706 amino acids. Gene Ontology annotation, molecular function: protein binding. The transcript is spliced from 3 exons. Gene Ontology annotation, cellular component: GID complex. Lineage: Eukaryota; Fungi; Ascomycota; Pichiomycetes; Serinales; Debaryomycetaceae. Gene Ontology annotation, biological process: proteasome-mediated ubiquitin-dependent protein catabolic process.
AAAUUGUGACAACUGUAAUUUCACCUUAUCUUUGUUUGGUGCCUUGAUUGUUCAAAAUUGUCAAACAAAUUUUUGCGUGGAAUAAUCCGAAGAUAAUAAUUCAUGUCCAUUUUGGAACAAUAUUAAACCUUUCUUUUACAACUAGUCGGUAUUAUGAUUUCCAAAGAUUUCAUUCAGCAAUUGUUGAUAAAAUCUUUGAAUGACUUGGCUAAAUCCAAUGAAUUCAUUCAAAUAUUAAGUUAUGAUGGAGAUAACUACAACGCUUUGGUCUUGAUCAUCCUUUAUUUUGUUAGAAGGUUCUUCUAUAUGGAAGGUCUUAAUCCGUUAGUGGAUGGUGAAAUUGGAAUGCAGUACCUUUCAAACAAAUUACUUCCUUUGUUAGACCAAUUCAACACUGAUAGCAUAGUGGAUGAGUUUCAAGAUAUAAUUGACCGUAAUAUCUUGAUACAAUUAAACAGAGAACAAGAAUCAAAAUUGUUGUUGAGUUUAUUAAAUUCAAGUUCACAUAUCCCCCCACAUUCUUUACCAACUUACUUGUUUGGUUGUAAAGUGAAUGAUAUCAAGUUAUUCCAUAGUAUACUAUUCAAACCAUUGUUUAAAACCAGUCAAUCUUCAUUCCAUCAAAUGUUCGAUAUCCCUGCAAAUUGUCUUGAAAAUAUAAUUGAGCAAGCAAUUAAGUAUCAACAGUUACAAAAUCCAUUUUAUUUACCCCCACGAUCGAAAUCAGACAAGCGAAAGCAUGGCCAAACCCCAUUAAUUCCAUUGGAUUUUCUGAAAGUUCCACUUCAUUUUAAUAAUGCCAAGUUGAUUCAAACAUUGACAUAUCAUACCGACGAAGUUUGGUUUAUUAAAUUUUCUCCCCUGGGUAGAUUUAUGGUUACAGGCUCCUUGGAUGGGAAGUUAAUCUUGUAUGACGUUAGUAAUAAUUUCAAAUUGAUUAAGAUAAUGGAGCCAAGUGUCGCUGCGGAUAAUUCUGCAUUUGUUCCAUUCUCGGUUAAACCACAAGCAGCAGGUAAAACCAGAGCCGUGAUCUAUUGCUGUUGGGAUCCUAAAGAGCAAUAUUUAGUUAGUUGUUGUUUGGACACCAUUGUGCGUAUCUGGUCAAUUGGUGAUAUUCAUAACAAGAGAAUCACUCGCAGUGAAACAACUAUAUCAACUACUUCUAGCAAUACUGGAUCCAUGGCAGCAGCUACAGGAUCUACCGGAUUUCUGUCACCAGGAGUAGUUAUGGGGGCAGGUACUACGGGAUCACACAUCCCUACAGACUUUAAAUUAGUUACAUGCUUCACUCUUGGUCAAGAUAUCAAAACUUGGACUUGUGAAUUCUUACCAGAAAACAAGCGAACAAUGUCAAACUCUUCUUCCCCUCAAUUCAUUAUUGGAUCUCCCGAUAAAGUUCUUAAAGCAUUUGAUUGCGAUGGGGUUGAGUUAUUUGACUUUUAUGGCAAUAUUGAAGGUGGAGACGAAGAUGAUGAAGAUGAAGAUGAGGAAAUGGAAAAUGAUGAUAUUGAAGGUGAUCAUAAACGUAAGAAGAAGACUAUCUUAAGAAGCACACCUGAAGUGGGAACAAGCAGUCGAAAUACACCUCCUAGACGUAAUACUCCUAAACCAAAAGAGAAUGGACAAGAAGGGGAAGAUGUCACUAUGAAGGAAGCAGAUGAAGCUAAUAGCCAUGGACUUUCCAAUUCUCUUAGAAAGCAUCUUGAAAGUAAUUUUAAUCGUAUUAAUGACUUGGCAAUAACUCCAGAUGGUAAGAUUUUAAUCACAGCCAACAAUGAACCGCAAUUACAUUUCUACAAGAUCCCAGACGUUCUCAAUGAAGAAGCAACUACGAGACGUAUAGCAAGUAUUAACUUACGAGGUAGAUUAACAUCAUGCUCCGUAUCCAAGAAUGGGAAAUAUUUACUUUUAAGUUCUGCUCCGGAGGAACUUCAAGUAUGGGAUAUAUCUAGACUUCCGCAAGAUCCACCUAUUCUUUAUCACAAAUACAUUGGUCAUUCUCAAUCAACAUUUAUCAUUCGUUCAUCAUUUGGAUACUACAAUGAAGAAACCGGCGAGGAAGAACUUGUGUUAUCAGGAAGUGAUGAUGGAUACAUAUACUUCUGGAAAUUACACACCGGCGAAUUGAUUACAAGAGUCAAGGGACAUACCGGGUUGUGUAAUUCUGUUGAUUGGAACACCGGAGGUACUUCUUGGGGUAAGGGUAAAGAUCUAGGUAAGUACUGGGGUAGUGUUGGUGAUGAUAAGUUGGUCAAAGUAUGGGGAAAAAAGUGA